UGCACAUAGCUGUAAAGUUCUUCGUGUUCGGUUACCCCGCGCUGUGCCUUUUUAAAGUCCUAACAACUGCAUUAGUCGGACUUAACGUGGAGCUAUAAUACAUUUCUUAUCUGGCUCGCAUUUUAUAUUCGCCACUUUCUUAACUAGUACCAUGGCAUCAAACGUAGAGAGAAUCAAAGUCGAGAGAGACGAAGAGGAGUUGACAACACAGGAGCAAAAAGCAAUUGUUUUGCUCCCCGCAGAGAAACUUCUGCGCGAGUUUCUGCUCGAAUGUGCUCAGCAUUUUCCGGGCCUCGAGAUUUGGAUCACGGGUGGCUGGGUUCGAGACCGCUUGCUUGGCAUCCCUUCGUCGGACCUCGACUUAGCACUCAGCAAGGUGACAGGGAGAGAAUUCGGCAAAUUUCUCGAGAGGUUCUCCGCUGAGCCGGAGAUUGAAUCCAAGUACCGUAUGAAGGCUGAUGAAUUGGGCAUCCCUGAUUGCAAGUUCACCCGGUUUCACGUGAUGGAAAGAAAUGCCGAGAUGUCUAAAAAACUCGAGACAGCCGGUGGAAACCUAUUCGGGUUGGAGGUUGACCUAGUGAAUCUUAGAAAAGAGGUGUACGACAGCCAGAGCCGGACUCCAGAUAUGGAGUUUGGCACUCCCGAGGAAGAUGCAUUCCGUCGCGAUGCUACUGUCAAUGCCAUGUUCUUUAAUCUAGAGAAGCAGGAGGUUGUAGACCUCACGGGUAGAGGGCUUCAAGAUCUAGCUGCGAGGAUCAUGAGGACGCCUCUGGAUCCACGCCAGACCUUCAUGGACGAUCCACUGCGGGUGCUGCGACUCAUUCGGGUUGGUAGUAAACUCGGCUUUGGCCUACACCCGGAGGUUACUCGAUAUAUGAAGGAAGACGAGAUACGGCGAGCACUGGACACAAUGAUCACGCGUGAUAGGAUCAACAUUGAACUGUUCAAAAUGAUAAGGGAUGCAAACGCAGCGGUUGCCUUUAAGCAUAUUUUCGAAUCUAAUCUUUACACGCCCGUCUUCCUCCGCCUUGAUUCAUCCCUACUAGACACCUUAGAAACCGAAUUCCCUAUUCUAGGAUUAUCCGCGUCGCCGCCAUGGCCAAUAACGUGGCCACGGGCUUAUAGACUCCUUGCCCACCUCUUGAAAGAUAGCAGUACUAUGGGGAAGAUGGUUCAGUCUGAGGAGAACGUCGAUCAUGUCUGGGUUAUGGCUGCUUAUGCACCGAUUGCUGGGCUCCGGCAAAAUUUGCUCGGACAGGCGAUCCAGGAGGCGACGACUGCCCUCAGACUCCCUGCCAAGAUUUCUAAAGUCCUUGAGAGCGCGCUCAGGAACUUCGAUUCCAUUCUGGAGAUUCUGGACACCACUACAACACAAUCGGCAAAGACUCUUUCACGAAGCCUUGUUGGCAUGGCUAUUCGCUCCUGGGGCGCGACUUGGAGCACGCAAGUGACGUACGUUAUGCUAGCCCAGGUGGUGUACGCACCGCAAACCUCGACAAAAUCAGUGCCUUCCGCGUACGAUUCCUCAAUGGACGAGUUUCUCACAGGACCACUUCUCAAGCGAUUUUCUGCGUUUGCCGAUUUUGUGGUGGAUCAAGACUUGCGCGAUGCUCACCUCCAACGCCCAUUAUUGAAUGGCAAUGAGAUCCAAAUACUUUUUGGUCUGCAGAAAGGGGGAAAGUAUCUCAAAAGCGCGCUUGACGGACUGAUGGCGUGGCAGCUCGAACAUGUCACUGGUCAGGUCGAAGAUGCGAAGGCUUGGCUCCUUUCGCAGCAGGAGAGAUUUGACAUUCCUUCUUAAAGCAUCAAGCCAAACUGAACAUUACAACACGCUUACUAUGCACCCACAUGGUUCCUCACGAAGGCGGAGAGCACUGAAGCUAACCAGACUAACUGAAUUCUUCCUCCUAUUCAGAUUCAAUAACACGAGAAUAGAUGUUGUAUUGUGUGACCUUAUUGUACGAUAAUACAUAACGUCGGACCAGCUCUGGCGGUCACUUUUUCGAUUCUAUGUAGAUGUUCUUAUUGCACCACAAUAAGAUAUGGCGAUAAGACGCCGGGUACCAGAGGCGUGGCAUUUAUGGAAGCGUACAUUAGUUAAGCUGCUCUUCAAGGGGCUCAGCCGUGAAAGUGACUUGGACUUUGCCCAGAAGACCGACUAUACAGCUAUCCCUAGUGGAGUAGGGAGCGAGUAAAUCUUUAUAGGUAUAAUCAUAAUAAUGUCACGAUUACGACCCUCGUGAUCCUACGGUUAUAGACAAAGAAAAUGGUUGUACAUAGCACCAAGGAGCUACUGUAUUUAGCUCAUACCACUCUCUAUGAAUGACUCACCCUGUCCGACUAGUCGAAAAGCGAGCUUGUGGUGAUACAGCAGGUUCGGUGCUACAGUCCGAUUGAUGCUUACAUCAGACGGGUAAUAGAUUGAGCACCGCGGAAAAGCUCUACGCAUCUGGAUAACCGAAUUCUGGAAAGGGAGUCAGCUGCGUGAAGAAAGGUUGAAGAGGGCGUAGAGGCAAAGCUCAUCAAUUAGUUAUUAUUGUCUUGUCA
Molecule: messenger RNA, 2547 nt
Organism: Xylaria bambusicola
Lineage: Eukaryota; Fungi; Ascomycota; Sordariomycetes; Xylariales; Xylariaceae
Product: putative poly(A) polymerase
Exons: 2
Coding region: 152-1801 (549 amino acids)
Biological process (GO): tRNA 3'-terminal CCA addition
Molecular function (GO): RNA binding; ATP:3'-cytidine-cytidine-tRNA adenylyltransferase activity
Source: RefSeq, a predicted model, not a curated record